This is a messenger RNA of Gymnodraco acuticeps, 1085 nucleotides long. Its product is annotated as apolipoprotein A-I-like. Gene Ontology annotation, molecular function: phosphatidylcholine-sterol O-acyltransferase activator activity; phospholipid binding; cholesterol binding. Gene Ontology annotation, biological process: triglyceride homeostasis; high-density lipoprotein particle assembly; cholesterol homeostasis. Gene Ontology annotation, cellular component: chylomicron; high-density lipoprotein particle; blood microparticle. Bases 1 to 735 code for a protein of 244 amino acids. NCBI's taxonomy places the organism in Eukaryota, Metazoa, Chordata, Actinopteri, Perciformes, Bathydraconidae. The record is from RefSeq and is a predicted model, not a curated record. The transcript is spliced from 3 exons.
AUGAAGGUCCUUGUUGUGCUCGUACUUGCCGUUUUCACUGGCUGCAAUGCCAACAUAUUCUAUGCUGAUGCACCCAAGCCACAGAUUGAAUUGCUGACUGAAGCCUUCCAUGACUAUGUUGCAACGGCAAAAGAGACAGCUAAAGACACCCUCCAGAUGAUCAAUAAAUCACAGUUUGGCAAGCAUGUCAAUAACCGUCUGGGAGAAGGGUUCAUGGUGGCCUUCUAUUUUGCCUCCGCCGUGCACAAGCAGCUUCCCCCUGCAACUAAAGACAUGAUCCACAAAGUCAACAGAGAGACCAGGCGUGUGGAAAGGGAGCUGACCCCUGUCCUGAAGCAAUACACCGACAACAUGGAGGCCCAGAUCCAGCAGAGAGUGGAGCAGCUCAAACAGGAGCUGGCCCCCUAUGCUGAGUCCCUUGACACCGAGGCCCUGAGAGCCGCCCUGGAGCAGAAGAGCGAGGAGCUGAAGCAGAGUGUGAAGGACCUGCAGGUUCAGCUCGGGCCCUACACCGAUGACCUGAAGCUGAAGGUGGACCAGCACCUGCAGGACUUCCAGGAGCGCAUGGCCCCGGUGACCGAGAAGGUUCACCGUCAGCUGAUUCAGAGAGCCAAUCAGGUGCAAAAGAUGGCCGCCCCAUACGUUGAGGAUCUGAAAGUAAAGCUGGACCCCUACGCUCAGGUCCUCCAGGCCCGCCUCACCUCCCUCUACGAGGGCUACGCCAAAUCAACAUAAGUCAACCUCCCCCUCACCUUAAAGGGAAAGAAACUGCAUCAACAGAAACACAAUAAUCUGACCCCAGCACACAAAAUGAACAAAACGACAACACAAGCUAACCAGUUAUAAAUGUUUUAAGUAUAUGAAGUACAUUAUGUUAAACAUAUAAAUACAUCAUAUUAAGUGUUGUCUCUUCCUAUUUUAUGGAUAUAAUGUUAACAUUUGAAACAUAAACUUGCAAGCCCGCCUCCUCACCCACACCCGCUCCCGAGACCACAUCACUCCCGUCCUCCAGAACCUCCACUGGCUCCCCGUCCGUCAAAGAAUCAACUUCAAAGUCCUCCUGAUUACUCACAAAGCCCUCAACA